AUGAGUGCUACCGAGACCGUGACGCGGAUCACCGCAGAGAACGUGGCGACGAUUUUCCCCGACGUGGACACUUCGCUCGCUCAUGAAGUUUUCCCGACUGCUUCGACGACGGCUGCGCGCGAGGGCAAUGAACUCGAGGGGUAUGAUGAGGAGCAGGUGCGGUUGAUGGAUGAGGUGUGUAUCGUUUUGGACGAUGAUGAUAAGCCCAUUGGGAGUGCCAGCAAGAAGACUUGCCACAUAAUGGAAAACAUCAACCGCGGCCUCCUCCACCGCGCCUUCUCCGUCUUCCUCUUCGAUUCUAACAAGCGUCUCCUCCUGCAACAGCGCGCCGCCGAGAAAAUCACCUUCCCCAACAUGUGGACAAACACCUGCUGCUCGCAUCCGCUGGGCAUUCCCGGGGAGACAGGCGCGGAGCUGGACGCGGCUAUUCUGGGCGUGAAGCGCGCGGCGCAGCGCAAGUUGGAGCAGGAGUUGGGGAUUCCGCCGGAGCAGGUGCCGUUGGAGAAGUUUGAGUUUUUUACGAGGAUUCAUUAUAAGGCGCCGAGUGAUGGGAAGUGGGGGGAGCAUGAGAUCGACUAUAUUCUCUUUAUCCAGGCCGAUGUCGAUCUGAAUGUCAACCCCAAUGAAGUGCGCGAUGCGAAAUACGUUUCCGAGGAGGAAUUGAAGCAGAUGUUCCAGGAGCCCGGGCUCAUCUUCACGCCGUGGUUCAAGCUCAUCUGCGACACGAUGUUGUUCGAGUGGUGGAGCCAACUCGGUUCGCCUUCGCUGGACAAGUACAAGGGGGAGACGGGCAUUCGACGGAUGUAA
Molecule: messenger RNA, 807 nt
Organism: Aspergillus glaucus CBS 516.65
Lineage: Eukaryota; Fungi; Ascomycota; Eurotiomycetes; Eurotiales; Aspergillaceae
Gene: idi1
Product: isopentenyl-diphosphate delta-isomerase IDI1
Exons: 3
Coding region: 1-807 (268 amino acids)
Biological process (GO): isoprenoid biosynthetic process; isopentenyl diphosphate biosynthetic process
Cellular component (GO): cytoplasm
Molecular function (GO): isopentenyl-diphosphate delta-isomerase activity
Source: RefSeq, a predicted model, not a curated record